AUGUCCUCCGCCGACUUCGCCCGCGCACAAGAGCGCCUAGCCGCCCGCCGCCAACAACGCGAGUCCGAAGCCCGCGCGCGCACCGCAGCCGAGCGCUCUUCACGUGCCGCGUCCUCCGUCUCGCGAUUGCCAUACCCCUUCAACAGAGCAGCCACAGCGGGUCUGGGGCUAUGGGACACGAUCAAGGGCCGCGAGGGUACGCAUCCGGCCUUCAGAGUCGGGCAGGUCGACGCGGAACUGCUGGAUGAGGAGCUGCUGGAGCUGCUGAAGGGGCAGGUGGGGGAGGGGCUGAAGUAUUUCGGGUCCCACCUCACCGACACCUACGCCCCCGAAAUCCUCCUCCUCCUCCGCGCCGCCCUCUUCAAACUCACCCUCUGGGACCACAACGCCUCCUACGGCGCACAUCUCCAAGGCCUGCGCUACACCGACGCCCGCGCACCUUCCGCCUCCCGGCCCCCGCCCAAACCCUGGCAGAAAGCCGCCUACGGCGUCCUCUCCAUCGGCGGCCGCUACGCCUGGGCGAAGUGGGAGGCGUGGCUGCUCUCGCACAACGACCCCUACGACUCUCCAUCUUCUUCGCCCUCAACUUCGAGGAUCGAGAAACUAUCCCGCUUGACGAACGCGCUCAGCACGGCGCAUGAGGCAGCGGCCCUGACAUCCUUUGCCGUGUUCCUGUACAACGGCCGCUAUCGCACCCUCCUCGACCGCGCGCUGCGCCUCCGCCUCACCCCAGCCACCACCACCGCGUCGCGCGAAGUCAGCUUCGAGUACCUCAACCGCCAGCUCGUGUGGCACGCCUUCACGGAGUUUCUGCUCUUCCUGCUCCCCCUCGUCGGCGUCGCGCGCUGGCGGCGGCUGCUGGCGCGGUUCUGGCGGCGGACGAAAACCGCAUUCCUAAGCCUUGUUAGGAGGGGGAAGAGCGCAGGCGAUGACGACGACACCACCGCAGCAGGAGGCGGGGAGUACGCCUUCCUCCCCGAACGCACCUGCGCGAUCUGCUACGCGGCUUCCAACCCCCUCCCCACCACCACCGGCGCGUCGGAAGCCGAAACCCUCGCCGCGAGUGCCUCGGGCGGCGUGGUGGGGUCCGCGCAGACGGACAUCACGAACCCGUAUGCCGCGAUCCCAUGCGGGCAUGUGUACUGCUACUCCUGCCUCGCGAGCGCGAUCGCGGGCGAGGAGGGCGAGGGUUGGAGUUGUUUAAGGUGCGGGGAGGUUGUGUACAGUUGCAGGCCUUGGGAUGGGGAUGUGGUUGAGGUGGUUGGGCGGCCGGCGUCAAGUGGGAAGGCUGUCGGGUUUACGGAGGAAGACUCGCAAGAAGAGAGGGAGGGGGAGAAGGGUGGGUUGAGGGAUGUGGAGCCCAUGCCUGAGGUCGAUGAGCAGGAAGUCGAGAUCGAGGAGAGGGUCAGGGAGGAGGUGGAGGCGGCAGGGGAGGUGGGGGAGGCAGGCGAGGGGUUGGAUGAGGUUGAGGGCGAAGGGUGGUUGAGGGCGAGUGGAGUCGUAGAGCGCGAAAGCGAAACUAGCUCAGAUGAGCAGAGUGAGGAUUAUGAUGAGGGAGAGGGCGAGUUGAGUGAUGUCGAGGUGGGCGAGGGGAUAGAUUAG
Messenger RNA from Coniosporium apollinis CBS 100218, 1602 nucleotides. RefSeq lists its product as uncharacterized. Gene Ontology annotation, biological process: protein import into peroxisome matrix. Gene Ontology annotation, cellular component: peroxisomal membrane. The record is from RefSeq and is a predicted model, not a curated record. Lineage: Eukaryota; Fungi; Ascomycota; Dothideomycetes. The transcript has 2 exons. Gene Ontology annotation, molecular function: zinc ion binding. The coding region runs from base 1 to 1602 and encodes 533 amino acids.